AUGGAUCUUGAUGAUGCUGGCGACUUGUUAAUGAACGAAGCCGAUAUUCUGGCGUCUACAGAGCCGUUCACCCAGCCAGCCGUACUACUAGCAAGCGUUCACAAUGGCAUCACUGGCAGCAGUGUGCGCAGAGGACCCACACCCACUUCGUCAAUACCACCAGCUCUGAAGGGCAGUGGCAUCAAAGUAGACCGAUCGUUGGACUCAAUCCUUGAUCCGCGUCAGGACCGACCGCGACCUGCAAAGUUCUCCAAGCUACCAUAUGCUACCGCUCAGACUGGACUUGUGUACGAUGUGCGCAUGCGAUUUCACGUGGAAGCCUAUCCGACGGAUGAUGAUGUACACCCCGAAGACCCUCGUCGUAUCCAUGCCAUUUACGAAGCACUCCGUCAAGCUGGACUGGUGUGGUCGACAACCUCGGAGAGUCCAUCCAGCUACUACAUGGGCCGCAUAGACGCUCGUGAGGUGACCGAAGAAGAAGCACGUCUGGUUCAUACGAAGAAACACUGGGACUGGAUCGCAUCAAUAGCCGACCUCGACAUCGAACAACUUGGGAAGGAAAGGCAGCACGAAAAGCAGGACACCAUGGACUCUGUUUACCUCUCGACGAACACCCCCCUUUGUGCCCGUCUGUCAGCCGGUGGCGCUAUCGAAGCCUGCCGCGCGAUAAUGCAAGGUAAGGUCAAGAACGUCUUUGCCAACAUUAGACCUCCAGGCCAUCAUGCGGAACGGGAAGAUGUCAAAGGCUUCUGCUUUUUCGACAACGUUAGCAUAGCCACGAAAGUGUGCCAAUCCGAAUACGGUGAGAAGUGCCGUAAAGUUCUUAUACUCGACUGGGAUGUCCACCAUGGCAAUGGGAUACAACAAGCGAACUAUGACGAUCCGAAUGUGCUAUAUAUCUCGUUGCAUGUACACAAAAACGGCCAUUUCUAUCCUGAGGGGUCGUACCGCGAUCAACGCAUGUUCUAUGGCGACCAUCUACAUUGCGGCGAGGGAACAGGGUUGGGUACAAACGUCAACAUUCCGUGGCGGACACAUGGCAUGGGAGACGCCGAUUACAUAUAUGCCUUCCAGCAGGUCGUUAUGCCGAUCGCGACAGAAUUCGACCCAGAUCUAGUCAUCAUUGCCGCCGGCUUCGAUGCAGCGGACGGCGAUAUGUUAGGUGGUUGCCAUGUCACUCCAGCUGGCUAUGCGCACAUGACUCAUAUGCUUAUGUCGCUUGCGGACGGCAAGGUGGCGGUGUGCUUGGAAGGCGGCUACAAUCUCGAUUCGAUCGCACGUUCAGCAGUGGCAGUGGUAAGGACGCUCAUGGGCGAACCGCCGGAUCGACUGCAAGAAGUCAACCCAACGAAGACUGGUGUGGAUGAUACAAAGCUAGUACUGCGGCAACAGAGCAAGUUCUGGUCGUGCCUGUAUCCCAAGGAUAUGUCCGAGCGGCUUGCUGGCCCACAGCACGGCGAAAGGAUGCAUGAUGUUGUGCGGAAGUGGCAGGCGACCACUUUGUGGGAAGAGCAUGAGAUGUCGCCGCUAUUCAUACAUCGACGACAGCUUUCGAAGUCUUUCGAGGAUCAAGUACUUGCGACCCCAAAUUACAUGGACGCAUGUCCACUCCUGGUUAUCCUACACGAUCCUCCAGAAGUCCUAGCAUCGCCAGACCCUCGAACAGGCAGGAUCGACCUGCACAACACCUGGCUGACCUAUGUCUCUUGGGCCAUCAGCCAAGGCUUCGCAGUCAUCGACGUCAACCUCCCAAAGCACGUUACAUCAGGCGAAGACAGCCAAGAGCACGAGGACACUGACGAUGUCGUUUACCGCACUUCCGAAGCUACACAACUACUAACAUACCUAUGGGAAAAUUACAUCGAAGUCAACGAAUCCACUCACGUCUUCCUCAUGGGCACCAACAUCGGCCACGGAGCAAUCAUAAACUUCAUCAAAGGCAACGAGGAUCGAGCAGAAGAACGACUGACCCGCGCCAUCUCUUUCGUCGAAGAUGUCCCGUUCCAAAGCUGUAGGUCAGCGACGAACGAGGACCUUGCGAAAUGGUAUUACGGCGCCUCCUUGGUGUUUGUGGGUGCAAAGCAUGAUUUCUGGACGAGCGAGUAUGCACGUAAGCCGAAGAAAAGAUUUGGACGAAUGAGCAAGAGUGAGGAGGCCACCAUUAGUGAUAUGUUGAUGGCGCAUAUAGAUGAGGUGACGAGGACACUUGCGAACGAUACGGUGGGCUGGCGGACAGCAGCAGUGGCGAGGCCUGCAGUAGAGGAGGUAGAUGUUGUCGGUAUUACGACACCUGAGCCGCAACGUGCGCCGCCUGUGGCGAAUUUUGCGCUUUCGCCGCGAGCACAGGAUUUAAGUACGAGUGCGGCGGGUUCGCCGUUGCGAGGAGGAACGAGGAGUCCACGGGCGAGUAGUCCGCCGAAGAUGCCUCCUAUGGCGAAUCUUGCAUUGGCGAGGAAUGGGCAGCCGAGGAGUCCGGCGAGGUGA
Molecule: messenger RNA, 2484 nt
Organism: Recurvomyces mirabilis
Lineage: Eukaryota; Fungi; Ascomycota; Dothideomycetes; Mycosphaerellales; Teratosphaeriaceae
Gene: HDA1
Product: Histone deacetylase hda1
Exons: 3
Coding region: 1-2484 (827 amino acids)
Biological process (GO): negative regulation of transcription by RNA polymerase II
Cellular component (GO): histone deacetylase complex
Molecular function (GO): histone deacetylase activity; transcription factor binding
Source: RefSeq, a predicted model, not a curated record